Messenger RNA from Ixodes scapularis (black-legged tick), 2112 nucleotides. Its product is annotated as endothelin-converting enzyme 2-like. NCBI's taxonomy places the organism in Eukaryota, Metazoa, Arthropoda, Arachnida, Ixodida, Ixodidae. The coding region runs from base 1 to 2112 and encodes 703 amino acids. Gene Ontology annotation, molecular function: metalloendopeptidase activity. Gene Ontology annotation, cellular component: plasma membrane. The record is from RefSeq and is a predicted model, not a curated record. The transcript is spliced from 3 exons. Gene Ontology annotation, biological process: protein processing.
AUGUCGGCAAAACAACAAGGCGAUCAGGAGACGUCUCAGAAGAACAUUUACGUGAACAUGGCCACACUCAGGAUCCCUCCGAAAACUGCAUCUUACAGCAUGUACAUUUUGAUCGCGGUACUGGCGGUCGUCAUUUCCGGCGCUCUGCUUGUCGCGUUAUUUGGUGGCACACCUACCCCCAAGAUCAAAGCACCUAUGGACAUAAACAAGGCCAGGGAGCUCCUGUACAGCAGGAUAAAGCGAUCCAUGAACCCGGGUGCAGACCCUUGCGUGGACUUCUACGACUAUGUCUGCGGAAAUUUCGAGAGUGCUUAUCCGGGCGCUACAGACAUCAUUGACGCCAUGAAAAAGGAGUUGUUCCUUGGCUGGGCCGACGAAAUUACACCUGACCAGUCGCAGCAGAGCAUCGUGGACAAGAUCGUUAUGGCCCUACAAAUCUGCCAGGAAGGGGGCGCAAAAGACCAAAAUCACUGGUCGGACCUCACGAGUUACAUCGCUCAGUUUGGACUAGGGGUCGACGUCCAGGGGACCCACAGUCAUUCUCUGUUGGACGUCUUGGUACAGAUGGCCCUUAUGCACCAUCUGCCUGUUACCAUGAUCGUUCAGCCAAAACUUAACUUGAAGGAUACCAGGCGGCUGAUCCUGCAUGUCUCCUACGGAGGGCCCAUUAUUGCGAGUUGGCUUCAAAACCCCGCAAGUGAGGUACUUGCCGCCGUGGAAAAAUUCCAAGGGGUCAACGAAGGAUUCGUGAAGGAUGUUAAAGAAGUGGACUUCAAGGUUCGAACCUGGGUGCGGGGCCUAAGCAGCGAGUACCCCGCCUACAAGACGAUCGCGCAGAUGUCGUUCCACACGCCCCAAAUCAACGCGUCCAUGUGGGGCGAGAGGUUUGCCCACUACCUCCCGCUGACCCUGAAGCCCAACGAAACCGUGUAUGUGCGGAAGGUGGAAGGACUCAUCCUCACGAACAACCUCGUGAACGAAUACAGGAACAACCCGAAGGUUGGCCUCCACUGGGUCACGGCGGUCGUGGAGUACUACCUCUUCGCUGCCGCCAUGAAGGACACCAAAGAGCACGAUGUCAAGUGCCGCGGCUACAUCCAGUAUAUGGCGCCGUUCGCCCUCAACGCCAUCUACUUCCAGAGGCACCUCGAUACAACGCAGGUGGAGCUGGGAAAGCACAUGUACCGACAGUUCCGCUGCUCGAUUCGUCAGUUCUUCAAGUGGAUGAUGCCCGAACCGACGGCGUACGCUCAAGACCGAUUUCAGCUCACCCGUCUAGUCUUGGGCGUUCCGGACAACCUCAACUCCAUUCUAGGCCUGGAGACACAGUUUCACUACGUGCCUCAGUUCAAGGAACCCUUCUUGACGUCGUUUCUAAGUGCCCUUAAGAUGAGGGCGGAGGAAGACCUCUUCAAUUUCCAGAUGACGCGGUACCAGGGGUCCAUGGCCCUGGAUCGCUGGCGGCUCCUGUACAACCUGGAGGCUGUCGAAACCGAGGAGAUGUCGUCUUUCUCGACGUUCAGCCCGGCCUUCGUGCCUUACAGCAUGGUGGUCUUCCUUCCCGCCAUGCUGAUGCUGCCUCCUUUCAUGGACACGGAAUCCGUGGCGUUCUCGUACGCGGGUACGGGCCGCCUGAUGGCGCAGACCGCAAUGCACGCCUUCGAUAAGGACCAAAUCGAGAAGAGCCACGAGGGCGACAGAGAGCCAUGGGGCUACGGGCAGGGCAGAGGGUUCUACGAGAGGCUGCUGUGCCUAGAACGGGCGUUCGAGAAGCGCAUUCCAAACGUCGCCUACGGCAGGAAAACGCUGUCGGAGAACGUGCCAGACAUCGCAGCCCUCGAGCUGGUGCUGGCGGCGUUGCGGAGCGACUCCUGCUACGUCCCGGACCGCCAGUCACACGUGGAAAAACUCACAGAGAAGCAAUUUUUCUUCGUCGCCUACUGCCACGGAUUCUGCGCGUCCAAGCAACACAUCCAAGACUACAAAGCUGGCGAGGGCAAAGGACCCGCUCGUAGCGACCAUCGCUGCAAUGUUACGGUCAGUUCCAUGACGGAGUUUGAGCAGGCCUUCAAGUGCAGCUUCAAAUCACCGCGGUGUUCCUUUUUGUCUUAG